This is a messenger RNA of Aspergillus mulundensis, 2700 nucleotides long. Its product is annotated as putative quinate pathway repressor protein QutR. The record is from RefSeq and is a predicted model, not a curated record. Gene Ontology annotation, molecular function: 3-dehydroquinate dehydratase activity; 3-phosphoshikimate 1-carboxyvinyltransferase activity; shikimate 3-dehydrogenase (NADP+) activity. The transcript has a single exon. Gene Ontology annotation, biological process: chorismate biosynthetic process. The coding region runs from base 1 to 2700 and encodes 899 amino acids. Lineage: Eukaryota; Fungi; Ascomycota; Eurotiomycetes; Eurotiales; Aspergillaceae.
AUGUCAAUCCUUGUGCGGCCACCUAAGCGCCGCCUCGACGACCUCGAGAAUUUUGAUCAGAAUCACCGACGCGUUCUACGGGGCUUCAACCAGGGAAGCAACGCCUUAGGGACCACUGCGACUUCUACCGACUAUGCGCGCUUUGACGAACGACCAGAGACUGGGGAUGGCUCUGGAUACGCUUCUCCGUUCCGGGAAUUGACCUCCAGCCGGGGGUCGCCGGUGCGCAUGGAAAACUCGCUUCAAACCCAAAGGAAGUUCGCCCCAAAUGCGUCGAUAGUUUUAAUCGGUAUACGGGGAACCGGGAAAUCGAGUCUUGCUGUGAUACUCGCUGCCAGCUACGGUAGGCGCGUGGUCGAAGCGGAUCGAUAUUUCCAACAGGUGACAGGGCGCUGCCGAGGCGCUUAUAAAAGAGAACAUACACUUCCAGAAUAUCGUCGGCAAGAGGCCAUUGUUAUGGAAUCGUUGCUCAUGGAGCACCAGGAAAAUUGCGUGAUUGUCUGCGGACCAGGCGAUGUCGAGCGCAAUGGGCAGAUGCGCCUCCGAGAGUAUGCGAAAACUCACCCCGUCAUCCAUAUAGUCCGAGACGUGGAAAGCAUUCAAUCUUACUUGAAAGCCCGCGACACCGACAAAGUCCGUCGAUUCCUUGAAUUGUCCGGCCCGAUAUAUCGAUCAUGCUCGAACCUUGAAUUCUUUAACGCUUCUGAGAAAGGCAUCAGUGACCUCAAGGACAACCAACACUACACGCAAUGGGACGCCGAGGUGGACCAGCGCAUUCAAACGGCGACCCCAUUUUUGAUGCUCAAGCGAUUACAGCGCGAUUUUCUUCGCUUCGUGGCGUUCGCUACUGGCAAUAUGCCGGAGCUGAGGAAUCAGCUUUCACCGUUUCCUCUACACAUGCAGCCGAUCGAAACCCGCAAAUUCACCUAUGCUACGGCUGUGCCAAUGUCCUCCCUCCUAGAGAAUAACUUUGACAUUGAAGAACUCGAAUCCACCGCGGAUGCUUUCGAGAUCAAGAUCGAUGUGUCGGCGGCGCCCUCUGCUCAGUUGGGCACCGAGUCGAAUCUUGCGGAUAGCAUCAGCCGAACUGUGGCGACGGUCCGGCGGAAUAUCAUCGUACCUGUGGUAUAUCACGUCGAGAGUAAUAUCUUCUCGGAUCACAGGGAGCCAUCCCGCCGCUCUGACGCGGCGUACCUGGAACUAGUGCAGCACGGGUUACGCUUAAGCCCUGAAUUUGUAACGGUGGACCUAUCGUUUGAAGACAGUUUGUUAUCUCAGAUUAUUGACACGAAAGGUUCAAGCAAGGUUAUCGGGCACUACUCGCCUGUUAAGCCGCCUCUCCGAGGAUGGGAGGAUCCCGAAUACCUUGGUAUUUAUGAACGGGCGAAGAAGCUCGGAUGUGACAUGGUGCGCUUUACACAGUCCGCCACGUCAAUAGACGACAAUUUCGCCGUCGAGCGCUUUCGCCAUAACCUCAAGAUCCUUCCAGGACCGCAGAUGCCUGUCAUUGCUUAUAAUUCUGGGCCGCUUGGCCGACAAUCGUGCUGCUUUAACCCAAUCCUGACCCCGGUGAUACCUCGGCCCCUGAUCUCUCAAUCAGGAACCAGAGGGCUUCCAUCCGUCACCGUAAAAGACGCGCAGCAAGCGCUUUAUUCUUCAUUUGUCCUGGACCCAAUGCAAUUCUUCGUCUUCGGCGCGAACACGACAUACAGUUUAUCCCCAGCAAUGCACAACGCCGCGUUCAAAUUGCGCGGCAUGCCACAUAUUUACCGAAUCCACCAGACACCAACUCUGCGAGGGAUUAACGAUCUGGUGGAAAAUCCGAAUUUUGGAGGAACCAGUGUCAGCUUGCCAUACAAGACAGAAGUUAUUCCUCUAUUGCAUUCAAUGUCUCCCCAUGCGCGCGCUAUCGGAGCUGUCAAUACCCUGAUACCAAUUCGAAACCUCGAAGGCAGCACUGACGACGCUCUGGACUUGGAAAAAAACCGGGCAGGCCCAAUCAAGGGCUUGCAUGGAGACAACACGGAUUGGAUUGGAAUUGGUAUAUGCAUACGUCGAGGCUUGUCUCCAGUCAAUGCCAUCCGUCCAACCACGACAGGCCUAAUUAUCGGUGCCGGUGGAAUGGCUCGCGCCGGGAUAUACUCGAUGAUCCAUUUAGGCGUGCAAAACAUCUUUAUCUGGAACCGCACCGUUGCGAAUGCUGAGAAACUCGCGCAGCAUUAUAUGCGCUUGAACCUCCGCGCGUUUGGCGGGAGCGGGCCGGCCCCUUACAAAAUCCAUGUUCUCAAGUCGCUACAAGACCCUUGGCCGGUUAACUAUAAACAGCCAACCAUUGUUGUUUCAGGGAUUCCAGCACACAGGAUUGGCGACCAGCCCGCACCCAACUUCCAGCUUCCUUCUCAAUGGAUCGAGAGUCCGACGGGUGGCGUGGUCGUUGACCUCGCGUACAAACCAUUGAACACACCACUCAUGCGACAAAUACGCUCGCUUUCUCAUCGGGGCUGGGCGGCGCUUGAUGGACUCGACGUCCUCCCUGAGCAGGGGUUCGCCCAGUUUGAGCUCUUCACCGGAUGCCGUGCGCCUCGGCGGCUUAUGCGGACUGUCAUCUUGCAAGAGUACAAGGAGGAGGAGCAAGGUGAAGAAUACGAUCAAAGCGCUAUGCAGACUCGACUUGAGAAUCUCGACGGGCAGCCGAUGUGA